AUGAGUGUAUAUAAAAUAUCGAAUGUCAAGUCUUGUCUAUAUACUAUUAAAAUAGAUGAUUUUCUUACUGCAGCUGAUCAUAAUAAAGCUUUUGUUAUAGAAAGUCUGCUUGAUUUAUCUCAUAGUCUUAGACUUUCAUUGAAAUUAGCAUAUCUUUUCAGUGAUAUUGUUUAUAGUAGUUUCACACGAAGAAAAAAAGCAUCAUGUUUAGAACAAUUAUCAAUAACUGGAUGUACUAUUUCAUUACUAUUGCUUAUUAAUUUAAUUAUAAAUACAUUUAAUUUAUAUUCGUUUCAAAUGAAAAUUUACAGAGAUAUUUCAAGUCCAGAUUUUUCUAUUUUUCAACAAAUAACUAUAGCAAUUCUUAAAUUUGUUGGAUUUAGUAAUGAUAACUUUCAGAAUUCUUUUAGUUCUAUGGCUUGUCUUAUUAGCCUUCAUCUUGAUGAUGAAACAUCAAUUUCAACAGCACGUCUCUUUGUAUCCAAUACAGUACAUAUAGCUAAAGCAUCAGCUGAAUAUUUUAAUCUCCAGUAG
Rotaria sp. Silwood1 is the source of this 534-nucleotide messenger RNA. The record is from the annotation of a GenBank genome assembly. Lineage: Eukaryota; Metazoa; Rotifera; Eurotatoria; Philodinida; Philodinidae.